Thunnus maccoyii (southern bluefin tuna) is the source of this 2876-nucleotide messenger RNA. Its product is annotated as caspase b-like. The coding region runs from base 704 to 1261 and encodes 185 amino acids. NCBI's taxonomy places the organism in Eukaryota, Metazoa, Chordata, Actinopteri, Scombriformes, Scombridae. The transcript is spliced from 4 exons. The record is from RefSeq and is a predicted model, not a curated record.
AUCAGACUUUGGAUACACAUACAAUACUUUUCAGUGAUCAGAGAUGUUGGUUCCACAACUGCUUUUGGGCUGUAAACUGGUGGCCAAGGGCUGUCUGAAGAGCUACUGAUGAUAACUGUGAGUAAGAUGAUAGAAAGCUACGGUGAAUAAAUGGCUGUGAAUGUGACUGUUGAGAUCCUGAGCAGGAUGAACCAGAACAUCGCUGCAGAGGAGUUACAGGUGCAGUAGAUCAGUGAGUUUGUAGACGCAGUGUGCUAAACUGUGUCUCUUACUGAUUUCUGUGUCUUUUAUUUGGAAAUUCAAGAAAUACCAAGAUACUGAUUAAAUGUGUUUUCAUUUUCAUCACAGUCUUACAUUUCUGAUAUUGUUUUGUUAAGGAGUGAAAUAUAAGCCUAAAAUAAAUUCCACUAUACCUGCAACAUAUCCAACAAUUUUAAUAACUGGCGUAAAAAAAACAACAACAUAUAGCCUCCACUACUUCUAAGAAGACAGUUAAAACAUUUUAUUUAUUUAUUUAUUUGGGGGUGUUUUGCGGUCUUUUCAUGGGUGGUCUCUCUCUCCACUUGAACGUCAACGCCCAGCCCCCGAACGUCUGCUCUUGCUGCUUCCUAUAACUGCCUGAUAACCGGCUGAAGCCGAGACUUCCGCUAUUUUCUUCUCUACAUAACUUGGGUCUGCUGCCGUCGGUGACACGUGAGCAGAAAUGCAGGCUCAACAGCUGUUCCUUGGGACCGCAGCAAGGUUAAAUCCAGCAGAGCUGCUCUUAGAGGUUCUGGAUGACCUGGGUUCAUGUGAGUUUAAAAAGUUGAAGUGGCAUCUUAUGGUGAACGGCUUGGACAGCUUCAGACCAAUUCCUAGGAGCCGUCUAGAGAACGCAUACCGGAUGGACAUUGUGGAUAUAAUGUUACGAUACUACGGUGCAGAGAUGGCUGUGAACAUCACUAUGAAGAACCUGAGGAAAAUAAGCAGGAACGACAUCGUAGAGAGGUUAAAGGAAGCAUACACAGAGGAAAGAGCAGCUAAACCCUCCACCUCCUCUGCUUUGACACCUCCUGCUGCUCCUGCUGUAAUGUCUGCUUAUAAUGGUAGUGUGAUUUUUGCCCCAGCGGUGAACGGUGGCAUCUCUGGACCAUUGAAUAUAACCAUCAACUGUGGCGUGAUGACUACAACUAGGAGGAACGUCCUGCUGCACUUCCAGCUGUUCCUCCUGAAGCUCCUCCUGAUGCUCCUGCUGGAAUGUCUGUUCAGAAUGGAAGUGUGAUCAUCGCCCCGAUGGUCACCGGUGGCAUCUUUGGAUCAUGGAAUAUAACCAUCAGGGGCGUCAAGAGAGAUUUAUGGUUAGGGGGGCUGAGUUUUUAACAGGGGGAUCUGGGGGGAGGAAUCUUUUUUUUUUUAAUGGCCCAAAAAAUGUCUGUUUGUCAUGAAUUUUUAGAGUAGCAAUAGGUAUAAAAUCAACACAAUAGAUCUGUUUCUUCAUAGUUUGUAUUAGGCGCGGACCUAAUAAGGCCUAUGACAUAAAAUUCAGAAUUCAUUUUAACUAAAAGCUUAAACAACUAACAUUCACUUUCUUCUCGAUCACUAACCUCCAUCAGACCUGCUCCUUCAGCCCCGUCAGCCUCCUCCAUCUUCCUCAUCUCCCUCUCCUCGCCUGUUUUUAGUAACAUGUUAUUUUAUCAGAUUUACAAGAACUCAAGGCUUAAUGAGUGAUCAACCAGUUUAAAUUUGUAUUUGUCUGAACUGGCCAAAUCUUCUCACCCGACCGGCCUUGGCGUCUCUUUUACAAUGGUGGUCUAGGGGAAAAAUCCUUUCAGGGCCGCAAGGGGAUUUUUCACUGCAAUACCACGAGUGGUCACUGGGAAAAAUUGGCUGCAAGGCAGAACGGCAGCGCCCUAUUCAGCUCUUGUAAUACAUCCAUGUUACCGAUACAGUACAGCCAAUGGAAACGCUGGAUUAUAGGUCACAGCGCCCGGCACUUUAGGUACAUUGUGAAUUUGGAGAUGCAAAGCAACUAUUCGAUCGAUUUUAAUGAAAAGUGAAUGAGAAAAAACUGACACACUGUAGCCUGUACUGUACAUUUACUGCCAGAUUGACAAUUUACUGCUAACCUUUUCCUCUGUUCCGCUUGCAUUCGCCAUCACUUUUCUGCCGCUCACUCUCUCACUUAACGUCUCACUCACUUACAUACUGCCCUAUUCCUUAAAAGGAGAUAUGCCACCAGGACUUUCCCAGGCAACGACACAGACAUUAAAUCAUGUUUCAAAAAAGAGCUACGUUUUAAUGGGAAUUUUUGAUAUAAUUUGAUUGAUUUGAUAUAAUGAAAAUCUUAAGCAUUAUAACUCUAAAGUAGUAAAAAUGUUCUUUAUGUGUGUUUUGAAUGUAUGAUGUGUUUAUCAUUCCUUUGUCUGUCCUCAGUGUCUUUUGCAUUUUGACUUGUCAUAGUAGGAAAAGCACAGAUGUUACUAAUAACAUUAACGAUAGUUCAGGUCUGCCAUCAUUGAUAUUAUUUACACCCAUGAUUUUCCUAUUGUGACACAUCAACGUGUCCUCUGUGAAAAGGGCCUGUUCAUUAUCUAUAAUUCACACCAGUUUGUCACUGCCCAGAAAACUGUUGAUACUGGGAUUUAAACAAACUUUUACUUUCAACAUAUCAGUAUGGUGCUUUGUCAUCUCUACCUCACAUCAGCAGGUGAAGCUGGAGCCACAUCUGAGCAGCAAAACCUCAGGGGCUGAUCCAAUGGAUUGUCAUGAAAUUUCAAACAGAUAUUCAAAGUCCUCAGGGAAAACAUUAUGAUGAUUUGGUGAUGCUCUGACUUUUCCUCUAUCACCACCAUGAGGUUGACUGUUUAGUUUUUUUAUUAAAUAUUUUGAUAACUAUU